Molecule: messenger RNA, 4345 nt
Organism: Lolium rigidum
Lineage: Eukaryota; Viridiplantae; Streptophyta; Magnoliopsida; Poales; Poaceae
Product: mediator of RNA polymerase II transcription subunit 33A-like
Exons: 12
Coding region: 106-4002 (1298 amino acids)
Biological process (GO): regulation of phenylpropanoid metabolic process
Cellular component (GO): mediator complex
Source: RefSeq, a predicted model, not a curated record
CGGCUUCCCUCCAAUGCGAGUACUAGUCUCCGGCUUCCCUCCAAUUCCCAAAACCACCCAGGCGUAAAGCCCCCAAAGCUCACGCCUUGCACGCGGCGGCACCUGAUGGCGGCCGCCUCCGGCGACCUGGAGGGUCGGUUGAUGUCUGCGGUGAAGGCCUCCGCGGCGCGCGGCGAGCCCCCACUUCUCCAGGCCGCUGAGGCCGCGCGCUGCGCCCGCGAGGCCUCCGCCACCUGCGGAGGGGCCAGAGGCAGCCUCGCCGCGGCGCUGGUGUCGAAUCUAUGUUUCGCGUACAACACGGGGGCGAUGUGGAAGCUGCUGGACCAGGCCAUGGCCUCCCGCCUCGUCUCCCCACUGCACACCCUCGCCCUCCUCACCUCAAGGGUGGUGCCGAACCGGCGGGCGCAGCCGGAAGCGUACCGGCUCUAUCUGGAGCUGCUCGGGCGGUAUGCGCUUGUGCCCGAGUACUCGGAGAGCGCAGAGACAAAGGCCAUGAUAGCCAAAUCUACUGAUGAUGCUAUGCAGCUUUCACAUAGAUAUGGAUUUCAGCAAAUGGAUUUUGGACAUACUGUUAUUCUUUUUGUUUUGAGUAUUAUCAACAUAUUGACUGAUUCUAUUUUGGAAGAUUCGGGCUUUCCAAGUAUCUAUAAUAAGGAGCAUGAAAAUAUGCAUGCGAUUGAAGUGAACAAGCACAGGGCUUUAGAUGGCAAGGGGAGUCUGCAUGACAAAAGAGAUGGGCAGCGUGAAUACCUAAGGCGAAACAAUACACUUAUGGCUCUAGAAGUUGUCGAGAAGAUCACUGCUAACAAAAAUGCCCAAGUUUUUCUUCGGCUUGUCUAUCUUAACACACCUGAAAACUUCAAAAGUUUGCUUCAGAGACUUCAGCUUACAGGUGCCCUUAAGUCAAACAAUGUUGCAUCUGGAAAUACUCUGCUGGAUAACUUGAUGACACAUAUACAGAAGGUUAGAAGCACAGGAUAUCAAUUAGGCAGGAGUAGACUAUUGAGAGUUCUUAUUGGUACACAGCCCUCCAGCUCAGCUGCAUGCAAUAUGUUUGGAACUGGAAAGGGCUCUUGUUGGAUUCCUUUUGACCUAUUUAUGGAGAACGUGAUGGAUGGUAAAUAUCUGCAUGCCAUAUCCUCGAUCGAAGCUCUGACAGAACUGGCCAAGAUGCUCAAAGCACUUAAUCGGGCAACCUGGCAAGAGACCUUUCAAGCUCUAUGGGUUUCAGCUUUGCGGCUUGUACAGAGAGACCCAGGUACUCUGGAAGGACCAUUUCCUCAUCUUGAUUCUCGUCUAUGCAUGUUGUUAGCUAUUGUUCCUUUGGCUAUUGCUCCCAUUUUGAAGGAAGACGCUGACUGUCUUGAACGGGGAGUGGCCUGCGCUAGAAGAGAAGAAUUAGUGUCCUCUCUUCAUGUUCUGGGGCAAUUUUUUGGUCUUCUUUCAACCCCUCCAGCAGCUUUACAUGCAGCAAACAGUGCAGCCACGAAAGCAGCGGUUGCUGUAUAUAGUUUGGAAGCUGGGAGUGAGAACAUUCACAGUUUGAGAGAUAGUUUCUCUAUUAAAGCAGUGGGGAAUAUGCAACAUCUUAUUGUGGAAGCCUGUGUAGCUAGAAAUUUAGUUGAUACAUCGGUUUAUUUCUUUCCCGGCUAUGUUGUUCCCAUUAAAGACUUCUCUCCUGUCCAUCAAUCUCCUUGGCGAGCUUUGAUGGAAGGGUCUCCACUUAUGGGCCUCAAGGAUGUCCUUAUUGUUAUACCUGCUUCGAGUUUGUCAGAAUUGGAGAAACUGCAUUCUUUUGCAGUAAGUGGGUCACAAGAGGAAAAGUUGGCAGCUUCUAAGAUUCUAUGUGGUGCAUCCUUUCUUCGUGGGUGGAACGUUCAGGAACAUGUUGUCCGAAUGGUGCUUAAGCUGCUGUCAACAUUGAUUUCCCUAGAUUCUGGAUCGGAUAGCUACUAUACUCAUCACAUGCCUAUGCUACAUGCUCUCUUAUGUGGGAUUUCUUCCCUUGACACUGUUCAUAUCCUCUCAAUGUAUGGCUUGGUACCGGAAUUAGCUGCUAUUUUGAUGCCUAUAUGUGAAAUAUUUGGAUCCUUACCUGAAUCUGAUCAUAAGAGUUGUAGUUUCGAAGAUGUUUCUGUGUACUCAGUAUUCUCAAGUGCUUUCCUGUCCCUUCUUCGCUUGUGGAAAUUUCAUAGGCCCCCUAUCGAGAAUGCUCUAUCUAGAUAUGGAGUCUCUGUUUGGGAGCUCAAUUUAGAGUACCUCUUGCUCUUACGUAAUAGUCGUCUUGCUUUGGAAAAUUUAUCUAUUGGUUGUAUGGCGAGCAUGCUUCAGUUUGAUCCAUUAUUUCAAAAACCGGUGUAUAUUGAUUCGUUUCCAAAGCUAAGGGCUUGGUAUUCCCAGAAUCAGGCUUGCAUAGCCUCUACUAUUUCUAGUGCUUACGAGAGGAAAAGCAUCCCCCAACUUGCAAACAAGAUACUGAGAAUUGUAUGCCGUAAAAUGACAAAAGUUGACAACCUGUCUGUCAGUCCACAAGCAACGUCAAAUUCAAGUAUGAGUGGCUCGCCUGUCAGUAUACAAGAAGAUGGCUGCGAAGGCCCGCCUGUUACUGCAUGGGAAAUUCUGGAAGCUGUUCCUUUUGUACUUGAGACUGUCUUAACUGCAUGUGCACAUGGGGGGCUUUCUUCUCGUGAUUUGAUUACAGGUCUGAGAGAUCUUGUGGAUUUCUUGCCUGCUUCAAUUGCUGCUAUUGUCAGCUUCUUUUCAGCAGAAAUUACCCGUGGCCUAUGGAAGCCAGUUAUGUUGAACGGUACUGACUGGCCAAGUCCAGCGGCAACUCUUAUGGAAGUUGAGUCUGACAUAAAGGAAGUUCUUGCAUCGGCUGGUGUUCAUAUCAACAUCUCUCCACAGCCACGACCGGUUAUGCCAAUGCUUCCAUUACCAGUCGCAGCUCUUAUCAGCUUAUCUAUAACGGUUACGAUGGAGGAAAUUAAUCACCUGCAAGGAAUCAUUAGCCACGGAGUGGAAAUUUCUGCUACAUCAAGUUCAUGGCCUAGCAUGUCAGUUGUAGGGGCACUGUGGUCACAGAAAGUUCGACGGUGGCAUGACUAUAUUAUCCUCACAUGUUCUGAAUCCCCUUUUACCCGAGAUAACAAUGCAGUGGGUCAACUUAUCAGGAGUUGCUUCUCAUCUUUUCUUGGGCCAUUGGUUAAUGGACGGUCUUGCUUUCUAGCGAACAGAGGAGUCACUAGUCUGAUGGGGCAGACUCCUGGUCAAAGAGGUUCCCGGCGUUCUUUGUCACCCGGAUGCCUUUACAUGCGAUCUUGUGGGAUGUUUAUGGACAAAAACUUCGUAUGUGAAGAGAUCUUCAAGGUUGUCAUGGAGAGAGCCCGUGCAUUAGCAAAUGAAUGUGGUUGUGAUAGAGCUUCUCGUCUGAUGUCAGGUCGAAUGCCACUGUCUUCUGCAUCAUCCUCAAUAGAGCAGAUAGCAUUACUUGCAGCAACUAUGCUUUGUCAUGCUGGUGGGGUGAAGUUGAUCCAUCUCCUGUACAGUCAGAUUGUACCGACUUUGCUUCUUUCAGCAGGAGAUACGAAACUGGGUUCUGCAGGGCCACUUUGCAGCAUGUUUGAAGGAUUUGCUUUGGCAUUUGUUCUCAUCUUGUCUGGGGCCAGCAUCUGGGGAAUUGGAGUAGACUCCCCAGAUUACAUCUCAGUGCACACAACAAAGAGGCGACAAGCUGUAGGCAGGCACUUGGAGUUUAUGGCCAAGGUAAUUGAGGGUAACAUGGAUCUUGGUUGUGGUCAGGCCACAUGGAGGACAUAUGUUCUCUGUUUCGUGGGUUUGCUUGUCGACUUUGUGCCAACGUGGAUCCCUGAAGUGCAGCUCGAGACGCUGCAGAAAUUGGCCUCGGGGCUACAGAAAUGGAACGAGCAUGAUCUUGCACUUUCUCUCCUGGAGCGAGGGGGCCCAAAGGCCGUAACUAUAGUGGUUGAGUCCAUGCUAUGAUAUGCAGGGACGGAGCCAGGAAAAAUAUUUGGAGGGGGGCCAAUAGAACACAAGAUUACUUGGAGGGCGCUGCACAUGCAAUAUUUACAAAUUUUAGGGACCAAUGUACAUGUAUUUUAGGUGUUCUUUCAGAAAAUUUUGCAGCAUAGGGGGCCAUGGGCCUAGCUGGCACCCCUAGCUCCGUCCCUGAUGAUAUGCUGCUUCCUUCUCAACGCCUCAACUGGUACUGUAGUUUGCAACGCUCGGUUACCUGACAUGCAGUCAUUCAUUGGGUGAACAUGCCCUCUGUAGUCUGUAGGUUGCUUGUUCAUAGGCAGUCAAUCAGAUAAGUCUACACUACCGA